Messenger RNA from Microthlaspi erraticum, 954 nucleotides. NCBI's taxonomy places the organism in Eukaryota, Viridiplantae, Streptophyta, Magnoliopsida, Brassicales, Brassicaceae. The record is from the annotation of a GenBank genome assembly.
AUGGCGAGUGAAACAGAUUGUAUCAAGUACGAAGAGUGUUUCAUAAAGAACACUCGAGGAUUAAAGUUGUUCACGUGCAAAUGGCUACCAACAAACCAAGAGCCAAGGGCCUUAAUUUUCCUUUGCCAUGGAUACGGCAUGGAAUGCAGCAUCAGCAUGAACAGUACUGCGAGGAGGCUCGUGAAGGCAGGAUUUGGGGUUUAUGGAAUGGAUUAUGAAGGACAUGGAAAAUCUGAUGGGCUUAGAGCUUAUAUCCAAAAAUUUGACAACCUCGUUGAUGAUGUCUCUGCUCACUUCACAUCCAUUUGCGAGAGGGAAGAGAACAAAGGGAAGAAGAGGUUUCUGUUAGGAGAGUCAAUGGGAGGAGCAGUAGUUUUGUUGCUAGGCAGGAAGCAACCUGAGUUUUGGGAUGGAGCUCUCUUGGUCGCUCCAAUGUGUAAGAUCGCAGAAGAAAUGAAGCCAAGUCCUUUUGUUAUUUCGAUAUUAAAGAUGCUGGUUUCGGUUAUACCCAAAUGGAAAAUCAUUCCUACUAAAGAUAUCAUCGCGAUUUCAUGUAAAGACCCAGAAAUAAGAAAAGAGAUUCGAAAAAAUACCUUAUGUUACAGAGGACGACCACGCUUGGAAACUGCGUUUGAGCUCUUAAAGGUCAGCAACGAUUUGGAGAAGAGACUUAAAGAGGUUUCAAUCCCGUUUAUGGUAUUACACGGAGGUGAUGACAAAGUAACAGACAAAGCAGUGAGCCAAGAACUGUACAAGGUUGCCUUGAGCUCUGACAAGACCUUAAAGUUGUACUCUGGGAUGUGGCAUGGUUUGCUUAAUGGCGAGCCACAAGAGAACAUCGAGAUUGUCUUUGCUGACGUCAUUGGGUGGUUAGAAAAAAGAACAGAGUUUGGAAAUGAUAAGCUUGAGUCGGAGCUUAAACAUAGUAAUGAUGGUUUUCACUUCAAGGGAUAA